AUGGCAUCAUCUUCCAACAAUGGUCUUGAUGAUUCUUUUGAUGACCUUAUUGAUGAUAUUAUUGAUCAAAAAUGUGACGAUCUGUUCGACGCUGUUCUUGAUCGUCAUACCGCAGCAAAGCAAAAGAAGAAACGCGCAUAUAUUGAAAGAGAACGCGAACAAGGUCAUAUCCGCUUAUGGAAUGAUUAUUUCUGUGAAGGUGCAACAUACCAGCCUCAUAUUUUUCGACGCCGUUUUCGAAUGACCAAAGACUUGUUCUUGCGUAUUGUUGGUCGCCUCUCUAAUGAAGUUCCGUACUUUCAACAACGAAGAAAUGCUCACGGAAGGUUUGGUCUAUCUGCACUACAAAAGUGUACGGCAGCAAUUCGUAUGAUGGCAUAUGGUUGUGCGGCUGAUGCGGUUGACGAAUACCUCCGACUAGGUGCAAGUACUGCACUAUUAUGCUUGGAAAAUUUCACAGACGGAAUAAUACAAUUGUUCGGAGAUGAAUACUUAAGAAGGCCCACAUCAGAUGAUCUUCAAAGACUCCUCGAUAAUGGAGAGGCGCGGGGGUUUCCCGGGAUGAUAGGAAGCAUCGAUUGUAUGCAUUGGGAGUGGAAGAAUUGUCCUACCGCUUGGAAAGGGCAAUAUACACGUGGUUCUGGAAAACCGACAAUUGUUUUGGAGGCAGUAGCAUCACAAGAUCUUUGGAUAUGGCAUGCGUUUUUUGGACCUCCAGGUACCUUGAAUGAUAUUAACGUUCUUGAACGUUCACCUGUUUUUGAUGACAUUUUACAAGGUCGAGCUCCAAAGGUGCAAUACUGGGUGAAUGGACACAAGUAUAACUUGGCUUAUUACCUCACUGACGGUAUUUACCCAAAAUGGGCAACUUUCAUAUAA
Molecule: messenger RNA, 879 nt
Organism: Eutrema salsugineum
Lineage: Eukaryota; Viridiplantae; Streptophyta; Magnoliopsida; Brassicales; Brassicaceae
Exons: 1
Coding region: 1-879 (292 amino acids)
Source: RefSeq, a predicted model, not a curated record